AUGCUCAACCCUUUCAGCAUCUUCACGCAGGCCUUUCCUCCGCGGCCGCAGUUCACCGAGAAGGAGAUCCCCGAUCUCUCCGGAAGGGUCUGCAUCGUGACGGGAGCAAACACUGGGGUUGGCAAAGAAGUCGCGCAGAUUCUCUACUCGAAAAAUGCCAGUGUCUACAUCACCUCCCGCUCGGAAGAGAAGGGCCGCGCUGCCAUCGCCGCCAUCAAGGAAGCCCUGCCCAGCUCAACUGGAAAGCUGGACAUCCUGACUCUGGACCUGGCUGACCUCACCACCAUCAAGCCUGCGGCCGAGGCUUUCCUGGCCAAAGAGUCUCAACUUCACCUCCUUGUCAACAAUGCCGGCGUCAUGAUGCCACCCCAGGGGAGCAAGACCGCUCAGGGCUACGAGCUGCAGCUGGGAACGAAUUGCGUCGGCCCCUUCCUCUUCACCAAGUUGCUCACGCCCACGUUGGUGGAAACGGCCAAGACGGCACCCAAGGACAGUGUUCGCGUUGUCUGGGUUUCGAGCUCUGCUGCUGAGCUUCUAUCGCCUUACCCUCCCAUUGAAAUUGACAAUCUUGACUACUCCAAGAGGGACAGGAUCAAGGAGUUCAAGUAUGGAAUCAGCAAGGCUGGUAACUACUUCCACUCCACAGAAUUUGCUAAGCGGCACAAGGCCGACGGUGUCAUCAGUUUGGCUCUGAACCCCGGAAACCUCUCAUCGGAGCUGGACCGUCACAUCACGGCCCUGAUCCCGACAUUGUUCAGGAAAGCAACCACCUACCCCGCCAUUUACGGCGCAUACACCGAGCUCUUCGCAGCGCUCUCUCCCGAGGUGACAAUCGAGAAGACGGGUGACUGGGUCGUUCCUUGGGGUCGCUUUUACGCCAUCAGGGAAGACCUUGUACAGGGCUCCAAGUCCCGCGAAGAGGGCGGAACUGGACUUGGCGAAGACUUUUGGAAGUGGACGGAAGAACAGGUGGAUAAGUACCUUUGA
This is a messenger RNA of Colletotrichum spaethianum, 987 nucleotides long. Its product is annotated as putative oxidoreductase. NCBI's taxonomy places the organism in Eukaryota, Fungi, Ascomycota, Sordariomycetes, Glomerellales, Glomerellaceae. The record is from RefSeq and is a predicted model, not a curated record. Bases 1 to 987 code for a protein of 328 amino acids. The transcript has 4 exons.